UCUGUAAGGGAACCAAGGUCUGAGGUCCUUCGAGGGCACUCUUCGACUAUUUUAAGGGCGAAUUCUUCGAGCGCCCUUAGAAAUCGAGAUAUGAGGAGGAACUUGAGCGAUGGGUAUUGUUCAGAGUCUUUGCACAGUCCAAAAAUGUGUCCACAGGAAAGAAGACAAAUUCAAAUUCCAUCAGAAGAUGUUACAACAGCUGUUAAAGUUACAACGACAGCUGUCAGACCUUUGGUUGUAACAUUUAGAAGUAAUUGCAGAAGAAGACAUCUAGUAGUAGAAACGCCUUGCAACUGUCAACAGCAUCCAGGAAGAUCUUCAAUUGAUGAAAAUUCUUGUGAUAUUGACAGGCAAUCUCCAGAAGACAUAGAAUCUCUCUACCGCCAAUUUCCAAAACAAUCUUGUUGUCUUUCAAAAAGACAUCACUGCUGCCUGAUAGAAAGCAAUUCUCCACCGCCGCCGCCGCCUCCGGACGUCGUCGCCUCCGGAGUUUCUUCUGGGAAAAGAAAACGAAGAUACACGAGUUCUGCCGAUGAUGAUAAAGGGAAUAGGGCGAGGAAGUGGCAGACGGUGGAAAGUAAUAAAUUUGACACCCAAGAAACUCCAAACAGUUAUUCCCAUACAAUGUACAAAAAACAGGAAACUUUUCAUCUAAAACUCCAAAAACCGAAUUCCUGGUAUUCCUUAAAAUCUACAAAAAGGAUAAUCAGGAGCAGGAGUUGUCCAGGAUUUUUAAAAGAAUGUGGAUAACAUAUAUUUUUAAUAAAGGACUUGUUAAAAAAAAUAUCUUGAACGAGAGGUGGAGACUGAUGGGUUGUAAAACGCGAUAAAAUGGUUUCGAACUUGACUGAAACGGUGGAGAAUUUUAUAAGUGAGUUUUUUUAUAUUUUUUUCAGCAUGUGGG
Messenger RNA from Ctenocephalides felis (cat flea), 904 nucleotides. RefSeq lists its product as uncharacterized. Bases 91 to 750 code for a protein of 219 amino acids. The transcript is spliced from 6 exons. Lineage: Eukaryota; Metazoa; Arthropoda; Insecta; Siphonaptera; Pulicidae. The record is from RefSeq and is a predicted model, not a curated record.